Molecule: messenger RNA, 798 nt
Organism: Vanrija pseudolonga
Lineage: Eukaryota; Fungi; Basidiomycota; Tremellomycetes; Trichosporonales; Trichosporonaceae
Exons: 3
Coding region: 1-798 (265 amino acids)
Source: RefSeq, a predicted model, not a curated record
AUGCUCAUAAUCUCGGUGGCCCUUCUAACUGUGUUUGCGGGCACAGCCCUCGGUCAGUACCCUCCGGGUUUCACCACCCAAGUCGGCCCACCCUCCUUCUUGGGAUGCUACGCGGCCGCCACGCCCCAGUCGACGGUCCAGCCCGGGACAUUUACCUUCCUUGGCUGCUCGUCGCAAUGCAAGACCCAGAGCAACCGAUACUUCUUUUGGAACCCCGACACCCAGGGAUGUGCUUGUGCUCUCACGGCCUGGUCGAGCCCAAGUUCCUUGCUCACGGGCUCGGUCACGGCGGGGUGCACCGCCACCAACCAGUCUCCUCCUGGUUGUCAGUCGUGCCCGUUCAACACAUGGCAAUACUGGGACAGCGAGACCUCCUUCGUGACGGGCGUCACGACGUGCUACAACCAGCCGAACAUCAACAUCGCCUUGGGUUCGUACAACGUCAUCAGCAACCCAGGCCAGUGCUAUGUGCAAUGUGCCACCUCAACGUACGCCUACGUUUACGCAAACAUCGUCUUCAACCAGUGGAACUGUUUUUGUUCCGACACCAACUUGAUUAACAACGGCGCCCCCGGUGUCGGAUGUCAGCAGGGCAGCGUGUUUGUGAGUCUUCACAGUUUGACAACGUUGACCUUCUCCAAGGUGUUUGCGCACUCGCUCCAAUCAAGAGCGUCUGGGUUGUCUAGGAGGAGGCGCGCCACCCUCUCGCCUAAUGCCUACUGCCCCGGCGCCCUGUCCGCCUGCAAAGUCUCAGGAUCGGAGGGCUAUGAGGUGAGCAUUAUGUAUCAGCACAACUAA